AUGGCAGUGUCAAUCCAUAUCCACUUUCGUCAGAACUGGCACAACCAUAUCCAGAGGAAAAAUGGGGCAGACAGAGAGAUAUUUCCAGAUUGUAUCAAAGAUCUUCAAGGGUUAAUAUGGCUUUGUGUAGGUGGCUGUCCAAAACUUGCAUCACUUUCAGAGCUCCCUCCCUCGCUCAGAACAUUGAAGGUUGAAGAUUGUGAAUCACUGGAGACACUAACAUCUUUUCCUAAUGACUCUCAAAUUGAGGAACUCUAUUUCCCCAACUGCUUUAAAUUAAGUGGAGAAGCACUGAGAGUAAUUACACAGCAACCAUUUCUCGAGAUAGCAUGUUUACCAGGAUGUGAAAUACCUGCAGAGUUUGAUCACCGAGCUCGAGGAAACUCCUUGACCAUCACUUCAUCUUUAGGCAGGUUUAGAGUUUGCCUUGUGGUUACCCCUAAACCGCAUACCAAAGUAGGUAAUGUUGAUUUAUUGUGUAGCAUGAGCUUAAACGGUUACCCCAUCACGGAAAACAGUGUUACGAAGCUCCCCUAUAUCCGAGGAGAACAUCUAUUUAUACUUCCGUAUGAACUGCUUGACGAGGACGGAUGGCUUGAACAAGACAACGAGAUAUUGUUCAAUUUCAGCACCUCAUCCCAGAAUGUCUAUGUUACUGGAUGUGGUGUCCAGAUUUUGUCGAACCAAAAUAGCAGGAAAAGAAGCAGUUGUGGCAUCUGUGAAUCUAGAUCAGAAAAAGUGUGUAAAGAUGAUGAUGAUGAAAGCCUCUCUGAUGCGAGAUAUGAGCAGGGACCGAUCUACUGUUCACAGAAUGGGGGAAAAGAGAUGCCUGCUGAGUUUGAUGAUCGUCGAGCAUUUGGAAGUUCCUUGACCAUCCGUCCGUCUAUCUGCAAGUUUAGGAUUUGCCUGGUGCUUUCCCCUAAACCGGAUAUGGAAGAAGCUUAUUUCACAUUACUGUUUCCCAUACGUGCAAAAGGUUGUCCCACUGAUGAAGACAUGCUUUGGUUAGAUCUCCCUAAAAUCCGAGGGGAACAUAUUUUUAUAUUUCACGCUGAGUUUGUUGAAAAUCACGAGGAGAUGUUGUUCAGAUUCAGUACCUCAUCCCAUGAAGUCGAAGUUGUUGAAUGCGGUGUCCAGGUCUUGACAGACCAAACCAACAGCAAAGGCAUAAUGAGCAAUAAAUCUUGUUCUGAGCAAGUGUCCGAAGACGGCCGUGAUAUUCUCUCUGAUCAUAAGAGCAAUGGAUUCUGA
Eruca vesicaria subsp. sativa (arugula) is the source of this 1251-nucleotide messenger RNA. The record is from the annotation of a GenBank genome assembly. NCBI's taxonomy places the organism in Eukaryota, Viridiplantae, Streptophyta, Magnoliopsida, Brassicales, Brassicaceae.